UAAUGAUCUUUCUGCGCAUGGAUAUUUAACUCCCUCUAGUGCUAUUUCGUGAAAGUUUCGUCAACGUCAAUGUCGUGGUGUUUGUAAAUGAAUUGUUGAUUUUGGUUAAUAUAUUUUUAUUAAUCAACAUGUCUUUAGCGAGCUUAUUGCCAACGCCCAGUCAAGUUGUUUGGGAUCGAGAAGAUGAAGCUCGAGAACAAAAACUUAGACAACGACCUGUAUCAGCUUUGGUCAAAGCUGUCGUUACAGCUCCACCUUAUGGUCAACGAAAAGGAUGGAUUCCUCGAAGUGAGGAAGACUAUGGAGAUGGAGGAGCUUUUCCAGAAAUCCAAGUGGCUCAGUAUCCACUUGCAAUGGGAAUGAAAGGUAAAGAAUCAACGAGUAAUGCUCUUGCAGUACAACUAGAUGCUCAAGGAAAAGUAAAAUACGACCUUAUAGCAAGACAAGGACACUCAAAGGACAAAAUUGUCUACAGUAAACUAAGCGAUCUUCUACCAUCAGAAAUAACAAAUGAAAAUGACAUUACCAUGCAAUUGCCUACCGACGAUGUUUCAGAAGAACUAAGUCAAAAAACUGCCAAGGCUUUGCAAAAUAUUAUAAGUUCUAAAGUAGCAGCAGCCAUGCCUGUUAGAUGUGCAGAAAGACAAGCACCUGCUCAAUAUAUUCGAUAUACACCCUCUCAACAAGGUCAAUCUUUUAAUUCCGGCGCAAAACAAAGAGUUAUUCGUAUGGUCGAAGCUCAGGUUGAUCCACUUGAACCUCCUAAAUUCAAAAUCAAUAAGAAAAUUCCAAGAGGUCCACCAUCACCUCCUGCUCCAGUACUUCAUUCACCAACGAGAAAAGUUACUGUUAAGGAACAAAAGGAAUGGAAAAUUCCUCCCUGCAUUAGUAAUUGGAAAAAUGCUAAGGGAUAUACAAUUCCACUUGAUAAACGUUUGGCUGCAGAUGGUAGAGGAUUACAACAGAAUCAUUUGAAUGAAAAUUUUGCAAAAUUAUCCGAUGCACUUUAUAUCGCGGAUAGAAAAGCACGAGAAGCUGUAGAAAUGCGAGCACAACUCGAGAAGAAAUUGGCACAAAAGGAAAAGGAGAAGAAAGAAGAUCAUUUACGACAACUUGCUCAAAAAGCACGUGAUGAACGUGCAGGAAUAAAAACAGCAGCUGUUUUAGACAAAUCGGAAGAUAUUCGCGAGAGAGAUCAAUUAAGACAAGAACGUCACAAGGAUCGCGCUCGUGAAAGAAAUUUAGCACGUGCCGCGCCUGAUAAGCGAUCACGUCUUCAACGUGAACGUGAACGCGAUAUCAGUGAACAAAUUGCCCUUGGAAUGCCAGCGAAAAAUAUUAAUUCCGGUGAAUCGCAAUUAUUUGAUCAACGAUUAUUUAACACCACUAAAGGAAUGGACAGUGGUUUUGGACACGAUGAUGAAUAUAAUGUCUAUGAUAAACCAUGGAGGGAUAAUUCCAUUAGCACACAAAUUUAUCGUCCUGGGAAAAAUAUUGAUAAAGAUAAUUAUGGCGAUGAUAUGGACAAAAUAAUAAAUACAAACAGAUUCGUGCCCGAUAAAGAAUUUAGCGGAACAGAUAGAGCUAAUCCACGUCAAGGUCCUGUACAAUUUGAAAAAGAAGAAGAAGAAGAUCCAUUUGGUUUGGAUCAAUUCUUGACACAAGCUAAAAGAGCAAGUGGAUCUAAUACAACUGUUAAACGUAAAGAUGAACGUGAUCAGCGAAGAGAUGAUCGCGAUAAACGUAGAAAGCAUUAAAAAAAACUUUUUCAAAUUAAUAUUGGUUCUGUACUUUUAAAGUAAAAAAUUAUUGUCUAUUUUUUACGAUAAGGCACAAAUAUUAGCAUCUAAAUAAUAAUAGUCAAUAAUUAUUAUUAUCAAUUUUAGAUGUUUUAAUUUAAAAAAAAAAUAACAAGGAUCGCUAUUAAAACCAUAAAUUUAAAGAAAAUCAUUUUGAUUUUUUCUGAUUAAAAUACAUACAAAUAUGUAUUCUAAUUUAUAGUUGUAAGUUCAGUUUUUCACUGUAUGUUCAUUUUUCAUAUCAAAAAUUAAAAAGUAUGUAUGAAAGAAAAGUAAAUAAAUAUAUAAGUUUAGAUAUUAA
Leptopilina boulardi is the source of this 2100-nucleotide messenger RNA. RefSeq names its product puff-specific protein Bx42 (gene Bx42). Bases 129 to 1757 code for a protein of 542 amino acids. Lineage: Eukaryota; Metazoa; Arthropoda; Insecta; Hymenoptera; Figitidae. The transcript has 8 exons. The record is from RefSeq and is a predicted model, not a curated record. Gene Ontology annotation, biological process: mRNA splicing, via spliceosome. Gene Ontology annotation, cellular component: spliceosomal complex.